Molecule: messenger RNA, 936 nt
Organism: Colletotrichum navitas
Lineage: Eukaryota; Fungi; Ascomycota; Sordariomycetes; Glomerellales; Glomerellaceae
Exons: 1
Coding region: 36-857 (273 amino acids)
Molecular function (GO): protein binding
Source: RefSeq, a predicted model, not a curated record
CACUUAUAUCGCCGCGGGGCGGCGUAUCGAAUGAUAUGACAAUCAUCGUCAAUCGUUUGAUUGUAAAACGACUACGGUCAAAGCACAGUUCAAUCGAAGACUGGCACCCGACGCAUUUUGCCUCUGGCGUUGGGGACGAAUCGGGGGUGCGGUCGUUGCUUCAAUCUGCCAAGAAGGGUCAACAUCUGGUGCGUAUUAGAUCGCCAACCGAGAGAGAUGGGACGGCUCUGCAUGUAGCCGCCCGUGCCGAUCACCUAGGGGCUGUGAGGCUUCUUGCCAAUCCGACAGACCAGCUACAACCUACGCGUAUCAUGGACUCAACUAUGGACACGCCCUUCCACGUUGCCGUCAAAAGUUUCCAUCUCGACAUCGCGCGAGAGCUCUGCCGACUUGGAGGCAUCGCCUACCAGCUGGAAAAUAAGCGUGAGGAGUUUACGAUAUCUCAUUAUGCUUCUUCCAUCGUCUUGUCAUCUCGCCUGGCGAAGGCCUUACUGGAACUUAUGUUCUGUAGUGCCCUGUAUCUGAGGGACCAUGGCCCAAGAAAGGGCCAAGCGGGCAUCACAAACCACGUCAAGAAUCGCUCCGCUGCCAUCUGGAUUCUUUGCAAGGAUCAUGAGAACGGGGCUAUGGAGGCCGAAUGGCGGAGGCUUGUGGCCCUCUCGUUGAGCAAUCACAACGAAGUAUUAUUCAAAUUCCCGGUAGAGAUUAUGCCUGAUAUAGAAGCUAGCCCAUGCAGUCCAGAGGGGUAUUCGCUGUUCUAUUCUGAGUCUAUCUACGACGUUUUUGGAGCCUCGGAAGGGUUGGGUAUGUUACUGAGGGUUACUCUCCAGGCAGCGGGGUUAACUAAGGAGAACUGACUAGCGCCUACUGCCUCCGUGUUUAAUAGUAUCAGAAAGCCUUAGAACGCUUUGGAAACACCAAGAAAUACAAGAGAGC